AUGAAAAUUUCGAUUUUAGGCACUGGAUUGAUGGGUGCCGCACUUACUGAAGGUCUCAUAAAUGCUAGCCACGAUGUUAUCGUGUACAACAGAACAAUUGCUAAAACGGAACCACUCAGUGCACUCGGUGCAAAGGUGGCAGCUACGCCAGUCGAAGCAAUCACAGCGUCUGAUGCAACAAUCAUUAUGCUUUCCGAUGGUGUAGCUUUACGUGAAAUGCUUUUGAACGAUGUGACAAGAGUAUUAUUAAAAGGCAAAAAAAUACUGAAUGGCUCGACAACAACUUAUAGCGAAAUUGUAGAGAUCGCGUGUGUAGUUGCCGAAUACGGCGGAGAUCUUGCUGAAAUGACUAUCAUGGUCAGCCCCGACCCUCUACGUAAUAAGCAGGGACGAUUCAUGAUUGGUUGUAAGACUAUUGAUGAAUCAUACUGGACAGAAAUCCUACUUAGUAUUGGAGAAUCUGUCAAUCGUCUAGGUGAAGUUGGAGAAGCAUCAAAAGCAGAAGCACCAAUGAUAUUUGCCUCAAUAUUCAUUCCUGUGACAGUAGCCUAUGCAGCAGCGGUAGCCGCAAAAAUGAACAUGCCUCAAGAACUAAGUGAGCGUUAUAUUAACAUGGCUAUCCCGACAGCUGAAUACGUACUACCGAAUAUGCUUGCGAGAGACUACAGCAAAUGCAUGGCAACUGUCGACAGCUACGCAAGCGCGGUCACUACAGCCAUCAAAACCGCCGAAUCCGUUGGUGUACCUACUAAAAUUCUGAAAGAUAUACAAGAUCUUUUCAGAUCAGCGGCAGAACGAGGUUUUGCUCAAAAAGAUGGUAGCUCCAUCUUCGAAGUAUUAUUUGAACCAAAUGCCAAUGAUAAAUAA
This is a messenger RNA of Rotaria socialis, 867 nucleotides long. Lineage: Eukaryota; Metazoa; Rotifera; Eurotatoria; Philodinida; Philodinidae. The record is from the annotation of a GenBank genome assembly.